Messenger RNA from Glossina fuscipes, 1585 nucleotides. Its product is annotated as structural maintenance of chromosomes protein 5-like. The annotation marks the transcript as partial. The transcript is spliced from 9 exons. The record is from RefSeq and is a predicted model, not a curated record. NCBI's taxonomy places the organism in Eukaryota, Metazoa, Arthropoda, Insecta, Diptera, Glossinidae. Gene Ontology annotation, cellular component: Smc5-Smc6 complex. Gene Ontology annotation, biological process: double-strand break repair via homologous recombination. Gene Ontology annotation, molecular function: ATP hydrolysis activity; ATP binding.
CCAUCAGAAUAUUUAAACGUUAUCAUUGGCCCCAAUGGCUCAGGUAAAUCCACACUUGUAUCAGCGAUAGUGUUGUGUUUGGGUGGUGAGCCCAAAUUGCUGGCGCGUUCAAAUUUGAUCAGGGAUUAUGUUAAAAACGGUUGUUCAUCGGCUAAAAUAUCUGUAGAAGUUUGUGCCGAACGAAAGAAUAGGGGAAGCCUUUGUGAUGAAAAAUCGGUGGACUUCACACGCACUUUUGACAAAAGCGAUAAAUCAGAGUAUUUUAUUAACGGUCGUUCCUAUUCACGUCGCAACUAUCUAGAGGCGAUAUCAAAAUUUAACAUCCAAGUAAACAAUCUAUGCCAAUUUUUACCACAGGAUCGUGUUCAGGAUUUCGCUAAAAUGAAUCCUCAGGAAAUUCUUUCGAAUACAAUCAGCUCGGUUUGUAAUGUUGAAAUAUUGGAAAACUUUGAGAAAUUAAAGGAAUUGCAAAACAAUCAGGAAAAUAACCAAAGCACUCAUCAGAAAUUAGUACAAAAACUUGCGGAAAGUAAAAAUCAAAUUAACGAGCUAAAGGGCGAAUUAAAUCGGUUUAAUGUUCGUCAAGAAACUGAAGACAAACUAAUUGCUUGCAAUAUUAAAAAGGUUAUGAGUUGUCUGCAAAUCUUGCAGAAUGAAAACACGGGAACAUAUGCAAAACAAACGGAAUUUAAGAAUCUUGCUACUCAACUAAGGUUACAAAAAGAACAAAAGGAACAAGAUUUCAAACAAGCUGAGACUAAUAAAGUAAAAAUCCUUGAGAAAAUCGAACAUAUAAAGGCAACGAUAAAUAAUAAAAAGAUUGAUUUUCGGAAACGCAAAUGCGAGCAAGCUGAACGGGAAAAAGAUUUACAAAAUGCUGUACAAUUAUUAGAAGUUUAUGUGCAAGAUUUGGAAAAUUUAAAAGCUGAAUGCUCAUCCGACUCUGAGUUAACAAAUGCCUGUAAUCAGAGCAUGGAAUGUCAAAAGGUCGAGCUCAAGCGUUUAAAUCAAAAUCAUACCCGUCUUAAUCAAAGGUUGGAGGAAUUUAAACCGGAAAUAGGUAGUCUAAAGAAACAAAUUGAAAGUUUGGAAAAUGUGGGCGAUCAGAAGCUAUUGUUUUUACAACGAAAUUUUCCCGACGUAUGCACAGCCAUGAAAUGGAUAGAAGAGAACGAGAAUUUAUUUGAAGCACGCGUUUAUAAACCUAUUAUGCUUGAGAUAAACGUCCGCAACCCUGAUCACACCAAAUACUUGGAAAAUACAAUAAUGUUCCGUGACUUCCAGGCCUUCUCUUGUGAGAGCAAAAAUGAUAUGAGUCUUUUAAUUAGUGAGCUAUGUGUUAAAAGGAAAUUAACUGUAAAUAUAGGUCACGCUCCACCGGAUUCAAAAUUUUUACCUGUUAUUCCUAUGAAAAAUCUUCGCCCAUACGGCUUCGAUGCUUAUAUGAUCGACUUGAUAGAUGGGCCCCAUGCAGUUUUAGGUUACUUAUGUUCUUUAUACAGAUUGCACAACAUUCCAAUCGGUGGUAAUGAAGUUAAAGAGUUUAUCGAGCAAAUUCCUGAGCCAAGUACCGUUUAUUUUGGUG